Molecule: messenger RNA, 5585 nt
Organism: Haliotis rufescens (red abalone)
Lineage: Eukaryota; Metazoa; Mollusca; Gastropoda; Lepetellida; Haliotidae
Exons: 4
Coding region: 573-2396 (607 amino acids)
Source: RefSeq, a predicted model, not a curated record
AAACACAGCAGAUGAAGCAACGACUAACUGUAAGGAAAUCACCCAAGCUGCACGUUUGGUGAGCCUCUUCCUUUCAAUGCUGGCACACGCCCAAAGUAAUGCACUUGUGUCUGAUCCGCGCCUAUCCCCGCCAUGAAGGAAGAGAGCGGCAGAAAGCGAAUCCGGUGAAAGUUAUCUCAUCUUCGCCCAGCUUGACCCGCUGCCGUGUGCCACAGUCUCCGCCGGCCGUGCAUCAGGUCCAGCUUUCCCCCCUUCGAACCUGAUAUCAAUCGAGGCGUUCUUAGUUACCUCUGCCGAUCGUCUGCUCCAGAGGGACGUCUGCUCCACCCCUCCCAGAACUUGUCGUCUGCUACACAGAACGUGCAUACGUGCUCUUUUCUAUAAUCCUUUGAUAUUACCAGAGAUGCGAGGUUAUUUCGAGACGAUGUAAGGAACCUUUCGAUGCACGUUUGUUACACAUGCUGUUUAUUGGAGUAUUGGAACACAACCACAGCAGACAAAAGCAGUUCCAUCCGAACCGCGGUACCGCGAGGAGCGAGUGAGGAGGGGUGAGGGGGGCUCGCUAUUUCAAAAUGGCGGAUGUUGAAAGUGAAGCAGACGAUAAGUUUGCAAAUGUGGAUGUGGAUAGUAUCCUGUCCCGUGUUGGCCGUCGACCUCUAACUUUUGACAAGACCAGGUCUCUUUACAAAGCCCCGGAGUUUCUAAAGAGGUUAAGGGGCGAGGAGACGGUGGACGAGGGGACGACGGUGCAGUUGGAGACAAAGUUGACGGGAUUCCCACGGCCGGUGCUCAGGUGGUACAAGGACGAUCAGGAGGUUCUAGAGCACCCCCGCAUCCACAUCGAGUCCAACGGUGACGGCGUGUACGUCUUUACCGUCGAGAACGUCAACAAGGGUGACGAGGCUGCGUACAAAUGUCGUGCUGAGAAUGAAGAAGGCUCUACGACAUCCACUUUCUACCUUCAUGUUAAAGUCAACAAACGCAGCCCUAAACGAAAGUGCCAGACCAAACGAAGCGUGUCCUACCCACCGAUGUUCCCCACUAUAAUUGAGAAGGUUGAGGAGGAGGAGAAGGAGGGCAAGGAGACAGCCCGCUCUCCCCCAUCACCCCUCACACAGUUGUAUGAUGGACUCACCCUUCAGACGCGGCACACGUGGCCAAAGUUUCUCGGAGACUGGGCUUACGCCGACAAUGCGCAUCGUAAUGGAGGGUCUUUUGGAAGCGAAUCCGACUCCGAGGUCGGCGACGGCCAUUCGCUUGAAAGCAUAGAACAUGACGACGAUGUCUUCUCGGAGGAGAGCAGUGAGAAGUCAAGUGAAGAUGGACCGGGUAGUGCUUCAUUUUACGUUAGCAGUGAGGAGGCUUCCCCGGAAUCUCCCGAGUGCUUAAUUAGGGAUCUGAAUGGGGACAGCACUAAAGUUUCUGAGGAAACUAAGCUUGAAAACAUUGUUGUUAAAAACGAGCCAAACAACAACCAGCCCAAGGUUGCUAAGGGUAAACGAGAUAUGCAUUUGCCCCUAACAAAUGGGCUUGUUUCUAAUACAACGGCAGCGCUUCCAGAGUCGAAGGCAAAGGAAACCAGGAAGUCAGAUGCUAAAGUUGCUUCAAAGAAAAAGGAUAAGGACUCUAGUGUCAAAAAGUGUGACGAAAAAAAGAAGAGUGGUGACAAAUCUAAAGAAUCCAAAAAGACUGAAGACGGGAAAUCGGAUAAUACUUUGAAAAAAAUGGAUUCAAAAGAAAAACCUGUGAAGAAAUCCGACUCGAAGGAGAAAAAUGUGAAGAAAGAAAAUACGGGUGUUAAGAAAACGGAUCAAAAAGAAGAACAUAAAUUAAAAACGAAAACGAAAGAGGGCACCAAACCGCCAAAAGAUGUCACAAACGUCUCAUCGGAAAAGAAACUGGUGAAAAAAUCGGACAUAAGAGACAAAAAGACUGAUUCUCCUAAAAAGAAAUCAGAAAGCAAAGAAAAGAAAAAGAAAGCAGAUUAUAUCACAAAUCCAGACCCUCCCAUGUUGGGAGGAAGUCGACCGCUCGUUUUGACUAAUCUGACCAGCAAAAUUGCGUCCUGCGCAUGCACGAGCGGAAGUGAGGAGGAUACCAGAUCACUAGAUGGCGCAGAUGUAUAUACUAAAGCUAUUAUCCAAUCAGACGAAAGCAAGCAGUGCAAGGAUAUUAGUGGCGAAGUAGUGCGUCACCAUGGCAACAAGGAUCUUGCAAUAGCACGACCGCCUGUUCCGGACGUUCCGUUUGGGCGGUUUUUCGAAGAAUUUAUAUUCGUGGUGUGCUUGUUCACAUUUCUAGCCCUAUGCAUCGGAAUACCAUCAGAAACUUUCGUGCUUGUCGUACUAGGGAUGCACUUCUUCUACUCGAUGGUUACUAUUCUUGGACUGUGUUGAAUACUAGAUCAAGAUUUGUGUUUGCAACUACAUAGUACAAUCAGGCGAUCAUUACUUUACAAUAUUUCACUGUCAUGUGUUUGUGUUUGUACAUAGAGAUAUCUAGAAGGAGGAUGUGAACGCACCUCCCCAUGAUCAUCCAUCAUCUCCGAACGUGUCAUAAUAAAAUAAACUAUGACUGUCAUAUCAGAAGACCUUAAGCAUAAUCUUCUAACCUUUUUCUAGUGAAGCUGCAAUCGCACCAGAAAACCUCGAUUAGGGCCGAGUAUUUUUUGUAGACAGGCCCUGUUUAGGGAUUCGUUACUUGAUUUUGUAGAUUUGGGCAUAGGUAAAGCAGCGUAUGACGUCCUUCCUUUCAUUGAUACAGCUAGUUUCAGACAGUGAUUGCUUUCAAACUACCUCGAACUGAUUUCCUUGCGUUAUAUUUAAUGUAAGAAAGCUGUUUCGAUGGGCUUAACUCAAACACGAACACCCGCACCUGUAUAUUACAACACUGCCACAAUAUUUGUUUAAUGCAACAACAGAAUUAUCUUUGUGUUUCAUUCCGUGAUGAAUGUCGUGGAUGGCACAACUCCGAGCAUGCAGCCUCGGGAUGGACGGUCUGUUCACUUAUAAUGUCAAUGUAGUGGUUAUAGAUAUGGGUUCUCUGAAUAUGCUGUUCAACCUAUGGCUCUGAUAUAUGCAUACAUAUCUGAUACAACUAAAAGUCCGAGAUAACAAAAGUUGGAUUUAACAAUUUGAUAAAACCAUAUUUGGCUACAACGAAUCUAAGUUUGGUCCGCAGAGUGAAAAAAUGAUAUUCUUGUCAGUAGCCAAUUCCAGUAAUAACGGGGCGGUCGGGUAGCCUAGUGGUUAAAGCGUUCGCUCGUCAAGCCGAAGACCCAGGUUCGAUUCCUGACAUGGAUACAAUGUGUGAAGCCCAUUCCUGGUGUCCCCCGCCGUGAUAUUGCUGGAAUAUUGCUAAAAGCGGCGUAAAACCAAACUCACUCACUCACUCCAGUAAUAACGGCCCCUAAGAGAUCACUGUAUUCAUAAUAUGACUGUUAAUCUACUUCGGAUAACUCGAAGUCGGAUAAAGCAAAUAUAAGUCACAUUUGUACUUCAUUGUUAAAUGGAACAGCGACAAACGGUCAUUCAAAUUAAUUUAGAAUCAUUGACGUCCGUUAUUGGUGGAGAUAUAAUAUUCAAAAUCCUCAUUGGGAUUGGGAAACUGUAUUGUUGAUGACGUCAGGCUGUGUUACCUCUAGCACGGGGCAACGACGUCUUCAUUGUAUCUGUGUAAACCAACCGUGACAUCUGUGAAAGACAAAGGUACACAUGAUGAAUGUUUCAGACACGAGUCCAACAUCCCAGAUCCACUCUUCCCUGUGAACAUACAAACUCACUGACCUAAAGCCAAAGCCACAUUCUUGUGUUUCGGGUAACUGUUUGCAAACUAUAUUGUUCAGAAGAUUAAACAAACGUCUUGAAGGGUUUUCUUGACAUGUUACAAAUCUGGUAAAAUAUAUUCCGGGUUGCAAGUGACGGGUAGGUUACCAGAAACAUAAGUGGUGGGUUUUUUGUCUGCCUAGUAUGCACGUGACGUUAUCCGGAAGGAAAGCCUUGUGUUAAAUGCAGUGUCUUAUCCGUCUUGUGCGUCAUAGUCUCGUCAUGGUUGUAUUAAUUCGAUUGUGACAUUUGGGAAACUGCAUUCAACAUUUCUUUCUUUAAAACAUGACUGUUCAAAUAUAGGUGUCGGUAUUAACACGUGUAUUGUACGAUAUGCUUUAAUUCAAUGAAAAGGUCAGAAAAUGAAGAUGUUGAAAGUUGAUACAUGUCGUUUGUUGACACACACUCACUUAACAACACAACUGAGAGUAAUCAGGGGUUUUUCUGAUUUAUAGAACACAAGAGUAAAAAUGUUUUGGAUUUUUUUAUUCCUUUCACAGACAACAAAUGUUUAUUUUAUGGUUUACGGAUAAUAACCAAUCAGCUUCGGUUGGUCGAAAUAUAAAUACAUUCAGUUAGCUCCUUAAAAUAAUUUUGGAAUGAAGUUGUUUUGGUCGUUAUUUUGGGGAGAGUAAAAUUAGUUGUUAACGUUUAUCGUACAGGCUGUUUGGUGUGUUAACAAUAAAAUGUACGUAUAUCUGUUCAGUCACAGACGAAUUUCUAUGAGAGGUAUGUAUCUGAUCAAUUAGUUAAGUAUUUAAAUAGUUAACAGUUACUUUCGUUUCCAAAUUCAUCAAUGAUGAAGUAGUCGAGCAAAUCAAAAUAAAUAUCACUUUUUGUGUCUUUGGUUAAAAUCCGUAUGCCGAAAAAUAAACAUAGCGUCGCCUUAAAGAGUGAAUUCGAAAGGCAGCUAAUUUUCACUUGUUUGCUAUUUGCAGCGUCAAUUUGUAGGACUGUGAUAUCAGUGAGUAAGCAGAUAUUAUUAAACCCCAAACAGACUAAUUAUUUAUUAUCAACAUUUAGCGUUGUUGAUACAUUUAUUUACUUUGUUCUGUAUAUUUGUAUAUUUCAGGAUAGCAAAUGUGCAGCUAUACACUCUCACUGGGUUACGAGUUAGAUGGUAAAACCAAUAUUUUUUUUGUAAUUAUCAAUUGUCUGGUGUACGUUCGCAUAUCAUUAUUAUGGUAGGCCAAAUUGCCACAGUUAAAUGGAAUAUUUAAGAAAUCAGAAAAUAUUUUGAAGUGUCCUAACGAUGUAUACUUUGUUUGCAACAAGGAUUAUUUAAGAAAUAAAUAUUUUGAACUAUAUUAUACAAUUAUCAUAUGUACAUGUAUUUGAAUUUCAUUGACAUGAUAGAACAAAUCACGUAUCUUGAAUUCGUUUUCAAAAUGUGUUUGUCGUAGAGAGAAAUGUCCUGAAAUUGUUUCAGUUACAUUCGAUAAAACAAAAUUCAUCUUUUGCGUUUCUUUUUUUCGUCAGUAUAUACCCAUGAAUUUACAACAUGUUAGCAUAAUUGUGUGCGUACAGGGUGAGGUGAUGUACAUAAUAAAAAUACAGGCUGAUAAUAAUUAUUAGCUGUGCUGUCGGGUGCAAAACUGGAUCAGGACUGCCAAAAUGUACAACGGUUGUACAUUUUGUUUUCACCGUUGAAAUUAACAUUGUUUGAGAAAUAUAAAUUUAUUUGUUGGCGAGGUCAACGUAAUACUAAUCUUUAUUGUACAGAGAGAGAUAAAACAAGCUAUUAAAACUCGAAAAUACCAA